UACCGCCAGUUUCUCAUUACAGUGGGUGAGAGCUCUGUAACUAUGAAGGCUUUUGGCUAUGGAGAACUCGUCCAUUUCCCCUCUCUUCUGAAAUUUUCUGCCCUAAUUCUUGCUUCUCUCUCGUUCUUCUUCAUUGGAAAGCACUGGUCCGAUGGCUAUCAACAACUGGUGUUCUUCUCUGCAAAUUCUCAGAAACCACCAUCCAUCUCCAUUUCCAAGAACUCAAACCUAACCCUAAACGUUUCAGCUCUAAUUUCGAACUUCACAGAGAACGAUUCAAGUCCAAAACCUGCGAAAAUUCAACAAGAUCCACCACCAUAUCCUCCUCCUCCUCUUUCACGCCCUCCUCCGCCUCCUCCAAUGUCUCCUGAAACUUAUGGAGUGGUUGAUGAAAGUGGAACAAUGACGGAUAACUUUGAUGUGGGGGAUUUUGAUCCAGAUCUGGUUAAGGAUUGGGAAAAUGAGACCAGAGAUAUAGAGAUUGACGGUGGUUCUGGUUUGGUUGCAGUGAAGAAUUUUAAACUCUGCGAUAUCAGUAUGAGAGAGUACAUUCCUUGUUUGGACAAUGUUGAGGCCAUUAAGAAGCUUAAUUCCACAGAGAAGGGGGAGAAAUAUGAGAGGCAUUGCCCAGAGAAGGGGAAAGGUUUGGAUUGCUUGGUUCCAGCACCAAAGGAUUAUAGGACCCCCAUUCCAUGGCCAAAAAGUCGAGACCAGGUAUGGUUCAGCAAUGUACCACAUACACGGCUUGUUGAAGACAAAGGAGGGCAGAAUUGGAUUUCUCGAGAUAAAGAUAAAUUCAAAUUUCCCGGAGGAGGAACCCAAUUUAUCCAUGGAGCAGAUCAGUACUUGGGUCAGAUCUCUCAGAUGGUUCCAGAAAUAGCAUUUGGCUCUCAUACAAGAGUUGCCUUGGAUGUCGGGUGUGGGGUUGCAAGCUUUGGCGCUUUUCUGCUUGCACGAAAUGUGAUAACCAUGUCAAUUGCACCAAAAGAUGUCCAUGAGAAUCAGAUUCAAUUUGCCCUUGAACGUGGUGUUCCUGCUAUGGUGUCUGUCUUUGCCACACGUCGACUAUUGUAUCCAAGCCAGGCUUUUGACUUGAUACAUUGCUCACGAUGUCGAAUCAACUGGACCCGUGAUGAUGGAAUUUUACUUGUUGAAGUAGAUAGAAUGCUGAGGGCUGGAGGCUACUUUGCUUGGGCAGCACAACCAGUAUAUAAACACGAAGAGAAUUUGCAAGAAGCAUGGAAAGAGAUGGAAGACCUUACUGCUCGGAUCUGCUGGCAACUUGUGAAGAAGGAGGGCUAUCUUGCCAUUUGGCAAAAGCCUCGAAACAACAGCUGUUAUCUAAGCCGUGAUGUUGGUGUUAAGCCUCCCUUAUGUGAGGCAGAUGAUGACCCUGAUAGUGUCUGGUAUGUAAACCUCAAGGGAUGCAUCAGUCGAUUGCCUGAGACUGGGUAUGGAGGGAAUUUAACAGCUUGGCCUGCACGUUUGCAUGGUCCUCCAGAUCGAUUGCAGUCUGUAAAUAUGGAUGCUUAUGUGUCCAAAAAGGAUCUUUUCAAGGCAGAAACAGGUUAUUGGAAUGAUAUUAUAGCAAGCUUUGUACGAGCUUAUCAUUGGAAGAAACUGCAUUUUCGAAAUGUGAUGGAUAUGAGGGCAGGGUUUGGAGGGUUUGCAGAAGCAAUGUAUGAUCUACAUAUGGAUUGCUGGGUCAUGAAUGUUGUUCCUGUUAGUGGACCCAACACCUUGCCUGUUAUCUAUGAUCGAGGACUUAUUGGUGUUAUCCAUGAUUGGUGUGAGCCAUUUGAUACAUAUCCCAGAACCUAUGAUCUCUUGCACGCAAAUGGCCUCUUCUCCAUUGAGCGGAAAAGGUGCAACAUAUCGAGCAUCUUGCUAGAGAUGGAUCGCAUUCUUAGGCCUAGUGGGUACGCAUACAUCAGGGACUUGCGGCCUGUUCUCGAGGAAGUCAAGCUAAUAGGAAACGCCAUGGGUUGGAGGAUUUCUACCUAUGACACCUCUGAGGGGCCUUAUGCCAGUCAAAAGGUAUUGGCAUGUCAGAAGCAGUUGUUGCGAGCUUGAACAGGUAGAGAGAGACAAAAUCAUCGACAGAGAAACUAGUGGAAAGAAUUCUAUACAGGUAGAGAGAGAAACUCAUACACAGUGCCAGAUUUGGAAAUCAGUGAUAGUUUGAUUGGUUUAGUUGGUUCAUGGAUCACUGAAACAGUGGGCAAUGGAAAGCAUUGAGAACUGCGAACGGAGAUGUGUAAUUGGAGGCAUUACGAGAGAGAAUGGGUGUACAGACGGCCCAAUAGAGAGACAGGCAUGUAGCAUGGCUACAUGCUGGAUCCGAGUUGUGUAAUUCAUUGGGUAUUAUUCCCUUUUUUUUUCUGUUCUGUAAUCUCAAAAGUAAUUGCUGGCAUUCUGUUCUUUAAUUAUGUGUGGAUGUGCUUACACACCAAGCACCAAGGCAGGGAUCAUUCCCUUUGUUAUAAUUUCUUAUGUCUUUGCUUAAUUUUUUUUCAACUUUAUGUGGCAUAUUUGAAGAAGUAUUCAACUAA
Molecule: messenger RNA, 2552 nt
Organism: Amborella trichopoda
Lineage: Eukaryota; Viridiplantae; Streptophyta; Magnoliopsida; Amborellales; Amborellaceae
Product: S-adenosyl-L-methionine-dependent methyltransferases superfamily protein
Cellular component (GO): cytoplasm; endosome; trans-Golgi network
Molecular function (GO): methyltransferase activity
Source: RefSeq, a predicted model, not a curated record